Cataglyphis hispanica is the source of this 1231-nucleotide messenger RNA. RefSeq names its product fatty acid hydroxylase domain-containing protein 2-like. The transcript is spliced from 5 exons. Gene Ontology annotation, biological process: sterol biosynthetic process. Lineage: Eukaryota; Metazoa; Arthropoda; Insecta; Hymenoptera; Formicidae. The record is from RefSeq and is a predicted model, not a curated record. The coding region runs from base 144 to 1001 and encodes 285 amino acids. Gene Ontology annotation, molecular function: iron ion binding; C-4 methylsterol oxidase activity.
AGUAAAGUCUAUAAAUAAGCAUACGCAAAUAAAAUAGCAAGAGCAACUUUCAGUAUAGUAUUCAACCGUUGAACUGGUUGUGCUUUAAUAAAUAUAAUCGCUGAAGAAUAGCUUUCACAAAAAUAGUAUCCAGUAUAGUUAAAAUGCUUUUACAAAGAUUCUGGAGUGCAUCCGGCGACUUUUGGCAAGCUCAAUGGGACAAAAUUUUGGAUAAAUUUGGAGAUGAUCCUGUGACAUUAUGGGUUUACGGAUCCUUAUCUGUGAUAAUUAUGAUUUACUGGGUAUUCGGAGGAAUUUACACCAUCCUAGAUAUCACCAAUCCAGCGGUGCUGCGUAGAUACAAAAUACAGCCUGGUAUGAAUGAACCAGUGGACAAGAAAAAGUUAUGCAAAAUGAUCGUUCAAGUAUUGUUCAAUCAGAUCGUCAUCGGCUUUCUUUAUCUAUAUAUCUGCCAUUAUGUGCUGGAAUGGCGCGGUUAUCCCCCAGUGCGCGAGUUGCCGACUUUUCAACGAAUACUCACUGAAAUUGCGUUUCACAAAUUAUGCCAAGAGAUUGCCUUUUAUUAUUCACAUAGAUUCCUCCACAUGCGCUUGCUGUACAAAUAUAUACAUAAGCAGCAUCACGAAUGGACUGCUCCUAUAGCCGUCAGCGCUAUGUAUUGCCAUCCACUAGAGAAUAUUGGUUCAAAUCUACUUCCGGCUUCCUUGGGUAUACUCAUCAUGGGCUCUCAUGUAGUCACCGCCUGGAUUUGGAUAUUGUUCGCGAUGCUUUCGACGUUGAACCUACAUUCUGGUUAUCAUUUACCGUUUUUACCCUCGCCGGAAGAACAUGAUUUUCAUCAUUUAAAAUCCAAUCAAUGCUAUGGUAUAAUCGGCCUUAUGGAUUGCAUUCACGGCACGCAUUCCGAUACACAAUUUCGCAAUUUACGAAAUUAUGUGCAUUACAUGCUUAAUCUCAUACAGCUUAGGAAAGCUUUCCCGAAUGUAGCAAAAUACAAGUAGAGAGAUCAAAGUAGAGAGGUUUAUUGGCGACUUUGAAAGUUAUAGAUAAUUUUCAAACAGAGGAAUUUUCCGCAUGCUGGACGCAUAUUCGCUCAUUAGUAAUCGGGUUCGAGUCACGACAGACCGUUAUAAUCGAUUUUGUCUAGCUAACGGUAUAACUAAAAAGUUUCUUCUGUAAAAUUAAUUUCAAUAAAUGUACAAUGAAUCUUAAUAAAUCUUUUAAUCAAUAA